AUGGCAGACAAACAUGCAUAUUGGCUUCAGCCUGCAUUUCAUUUGGCCUUGGCACCUUUGGAUUCCUUGUGCCCGUUAUUCGACGUAGCCAAGGUCUGUGUUCCGUGUGUCGUGUUUGCCUCCGUUGGACCAACUGAAGUCACACUUCAUCUCCAGACAUUUAGUGCUUUGAGUAAGCUUCAAAAUCGCACCAUCAUUUUCAGCAUGUCCGACGACCAGCCCAUAGAGAUGGGCGACAUGAACAGGUCUCCAAAUUGGAACUCGUCGCCACCUGGUCACCUGGGCCACACAGGGCAACCCACUCCUCCUCCUGUGCAAUCAGGGCGCAAGCUACAUAGCAUCGACAUCUUUAUGAUCGGUAUCUGCACGGUCAUCGGAAUGGGCUUAUAUGUCAGAACGGGAAUCAUUUUGAAUACUGGUGGUCCGGGUGCCGUUAUUUACUCCUUUGCUUUCCUCGGCUUCCUUACCUAUAUGGUCAUGCACUGCCUGACAACCAUGUUGCGUGUGUGGCCCAUCGCAGGCGCUAUUGUCAUCUUUAUUGAAAAGUUUGUUGACAAGGAGGUGGCCCAAGUUGUGGCCCUGCUAUAUUGGCUCACUUUUUGCUUCAGCUUUGCUGGGCUUACCACAGUCAUCAUUGAAUUAGGACAGUACUACGAUCGUGAUGACAAUCCAGAAACCUGUCGCAAAUUCAAAACUUGGUCAGCUGCCGUGUGUGCUAUUUCGUUAAUUGUGCCGUGGGCAUGUAAUCAGCUGCCUGUCCAAUGGUUUAGAUAUAUUGAACGUGUAUUGGGUUUCAUUAAGCUGGUUAUCGCAUUGAUCAUCAUCAUCACCAUGAAUGUUAUCAACCCGACAGUUUCCGAGGUAGCAGACAUUAGUCCUGAAAUCACAUACACUGCCACACAAAGCACUGCCACCAAGACAAUCACUGAAGCAUCCCCAUCCUUUCUACCUAGCACUGAUGCUUUCAAACACCAGGAUGGCUGGAAUGGUGGUUGGUUUGCAGCCCUUGUUGCAUGCAUCUUAAUCGCCUCCUUCGCUUUUAUUGGCAUCGAGGCGAUCGCCGUCACAGCGAAAGAAGUCGUCUUUGAAACCAAUAGCGAUGAUCUAGACGCCGAUUCUCUGUUUUCUAAUACUACCGAGGAUCUGAACCCUCCUCCAGAGUCUACCGAGGACGGUACUGUCACAAGAGACAUUGCAGAAAGCGAGAGUCUCUCAGUCCUCGAUACCGAUAUUAGAAGCUCCGAAAGUACUUCCAAUAAUCCCUUCGAGUUGGCAUCCUUGCUCCCAUUGGUGAUCACGGUCAUCUACAUGUGGGCUGGUUGGAUCGUCACUCAGAAUGUCUCUUGGAAGAGUGUUUCACUGCCGUCCUUGGAAUGGACCGAUAACUCCGACCCCUGCAAUGCAGACAUUUCCAUCUUUGUCAUGAGCGCAGACAAGCUACACAAGAAAGGUGUCCUGGCAAACUUUUUGACAGGUCUUCUGAUUACCAACAUUGCCUCUACAUCAGGUGCAGCACUAUAUAUUGCCUCGCGCACACUGUUCGGGUAUACUUCUGCUUACGCCCGAAAGCACAAAGACGCCAGAGGACUACGCAUCUGGAUUGCCCGCCAUCGAUGUGGUUGCUCAUAUGGCUUCUGUGUCAUGUAUCAUCACCUGGGGCUUGAUUUCACUCUCCGCUCUCCGGUUCUAUCGAUGGUCGGGCUUUUCUUUGUCCUUACUGCUGUGCUUAAGUGGACCAGAAAGCCCUCGGAAUCUUAUGCAUGGCCCAGGAUUAGACUCGGUGUUGACUUGCGCGAUCCGACUGAAGUCAAUCGUAUUUUUGACGACCUCGAUGAUCAGAUCAAACACAGGGAAGAGGGACGAGAUGAGGCCGAGGACGAAUGA
Molecule: messenger RNA, 1884 nt
Organism: Ilyonectria robusta
Lineage: Eukaryota; Fungi; Ascomycota; Sordariomycetes; Hypocreales; Nectriaceae
Product: amino acid permease-domain-containing protein
Exons: 8
Coding region: 1-1884 (627 amino acids)
Biological process (GO): transmembrane transport
Cellular component (GO): membrane
Source: RefSeq, a predicted model, not a curated record